Messenger RNA from Penicillium daleae, 216 nucleotides. RefSeq lists its product as uncharacterized. NCBI's taxonomy places the organism in Eukaryota, Fungi, Ascomycota, Eurotiomycetes, Eurotiales, Aspergillaceae. The transcript is spliced from 3 exons. Bases 1 to 216 code for a protein of 71 amino acids. The record is from RefSeq and is a predicted model, not a curated record.
AUGGCCACAAUGCGCGUGAUCGCUAUUGAAGGCGCGCUUAUCAAGAUCCGCGCCCUCGGCCUUAACCGCAUGGAUUUACUUCAGCGUGAGGGGUUAUAUCCACUACCACCCCACGCGCCGGAAGCUAUGGGUGUGCAGUUUAGCGGUGUUAACGAGGGACGAGGGAUUUGGCGACGAGGUUGCUACCAUGGAGAGUGGAUUCAAAAGUGGAGAUAA